UCCACUGAAAGUUGGCGCCACGACUCUUGACAACAACACGGACUCGGAGUGGAGCUGCAGAAAGAGCUGUGAUUUCAUAUUAAACAAAGAGCUUCGCUCACAACAAACAGUUUGAACAGACAUGAGUGUUAAGCUGUCAGAGGGCGCGAUUGAGGCCCUGACCAAAGGUGGCAAUGUUUCAAACCCAGUUCUUCAGUUGGUUAAUAUUCGAAAGAUUGAUGGAGGCAGUGGACCAGUGCGUUUUCGACUCAUGAUGAGCGACGGCCUUCAUACCAUGUCCUCCUUCAUGCUCUCCACACAGCUGAACUACCUGGCUGAACAAAAUCUGGUAGCUCCAAACUGUGUGUGUUUGGUGAAGCGCAGUGUCACAAAUGUCCUUAAGGAUGGACGGCCUGUGGUAAUUAUACUGGACAUGGAGGUGGUCAAGCCUGCUGAUCAGGUGGGAGGGAAAAUAGGAGAUCCAACUCCUUAUGUGGAAGGUCAAUCUAAGGCUCCACAGCCUGCAGCACCUGCUCCUUCUGCACGUCCACUUCAGCCUCAGAAUGGAGGUGAUGGCCCUAUGAACAGAGGCCCCAGUCGUGACUUUGGGAAGAAGCCCAUGAGUGCGCCCAACACACCAUCAGGCACCUCGAAAGUUGUGCCUAUUGCCAGCCUUAACCCCUACCAGUCAAAAUGGACAAUUCGAGCACGUGUCACCAACAAGAGCGCCAUUCGCACUUGGAGCAAUUCUCGAGGAGAUGGAAAGCUCUUUUCCAUGGAGAUUGUAGAUGAGAGCGGAGAGAUUAGGGUUACUGGAUUUAAUCAAGAGGUGGACAAAUUCUACUCCCUCAUCGAACAGGGGAAGGUGUAUUACAUCUCCAAGGGCAGCCUGAAGAUUGCUAACAAACAGUAUACAUCUUUGAAGAAUGACUAUGAGAUGACCCUGAACGGUGAGUCCACCAUCAUCCCCUGUGACGACAGCCAGGACGUUCCCAUGGUGCAGUGUGACUUUGUCUCCAUUGCUGACCUGGAAGCUCGGGACAAGGAUGCCAUCGUGGAUGUGAUUGGUGUUUGUAAGAGUGUGGAGGAUGUGACUCGUAUCACAACUAAGAACAGUCGUGAGGUGUCCAAGCGGAACAUCCAGCUGAUGGACAUGUCUGGCAAAACUAUCCAGGUCACCAUGUGGGGGAAAGAGGCAGAGACAUUUGAUGGCACUGGGCAACCCAUCUUGGCCAUAAAGGGUGCCAGGCUUUCUGACUUUGGAGGACGCUCGCUCUCUACACUCUACAGCAGUACACUGCUGAUUAACCCUGACAUGCCAGAGGCAUACAAGCUGCGAGGCUGGUAUGAUAAAGAGGGCCAUGCCCUUGAUGGACAGUCCAUGACUGAGAUGAGGGGAGGUGGAGGCAGCGGUCCCACCAACUGGAAGACCCUGGCAGAUGUCAAAAAUGAACACCUGGGCCAUGGAGACAAGGCAGAUUACUUCUCUUGUGUUGGCACCAUUGUGUAUAUGAGGAAGGAGAACUGUCUAUACCAGGCCUGUCCUAGCAAAGACUGCAACAAGAAGGUGGUGGACCAGCAGAAUGGCAUGUACCGCUGUGAGAAGUGCGACAAAGAGUUUCCUGACUUCAAAUAUCGUCUCAUGCUCUCUGCAAAUAUUGCAGAUUUUAGUGACAACCAGUGGGUGACAUGCUUUCAAGACAGUGCUGAAACCCUCUUGGGCCAGAAAGCAGAUUAUAUUGGCCAACUCAAGGACUCGAAUGAGGCUGCGUUUGACGAGGUCUUCCAGCAUGCCAACUUCAACACUUUUGUCUUCCGAAAUCGGGUGAAGUUGGAGACCUACAACGAUGAAUCUCGCAUUAAGGUGACUGUGGUGGAGGCUAAACCUGUGGACCACAAAGAGUAUAGCAAGAGGCUCAUCAUGAACAUCAGGAAGACUGCAGUGCAGUAGAGAACUGCCGCCAACACCAAGAAUGCUGUUCAGCACUUAGAUCAGCUCUUCAUUUUGUGACCUAAAGUAUAAGUGUGCUGUUCAGUGAUGUUUGUCUUUGUAUUAUUUAGUUUGUUUUGUUUUACUUUGUCUUACGAUCUGCUAAUACUGAUUUACCAAGCGAAAGCAUCCUUUUUUGUUGUUUUAAAGCACUCACAGAUGCUUAAGUUAUGCUGAAGAGUGCAGCAGCAGUGGGGUUCAGGACAUGCAGUUGUCCCUAUAUGUUAGCAGAUUAUAAGGAGCGCUGCUGACAUUUUAGUAGUGGAUAAGAGGGUUUGAGCGAAGGAUUUUUGAAGAUGAAAACGGGUAGGAUGAGGAGAGUGGGGCAGACAUACAGGUCAGUUUGUGCACACAUGCAUCACUUGUGUGUCUGUCUUUAAGUUGGCUGGUGGCAGGAGGGAAUUGGCUGCCCUUUGCUAGCAUUUUGGUGCGGCAGCCCAGUCAGUAGGCUUCUGUCUCAGAGCAUGCCUGGCAUGGACCUGGGCAGCACUGAUAAGCUUGCGUGUACACACACCCACACCAUCAUGCACACACAUUUAAAGUCAAUUGGACUUCCCAGAGACAGAUGCACUCUGUUUAUGUAGAUAUUUUCUUCUUUUCUUUUCUGGACAAGUACAUUUUGACAAAAUGAGAAAUAAAGUUUUUGAGAGACCUGC
Colossoma macropomum (tambaqui) is the source of this 2625-nucleotide messenger RNA. It is a transcript of the gene rpa1, whose product is annotated as replication protein A1. Gene Ontology annotation, molecular function: damaged DNA binding; single-stranded telomeric DNA binding. The transcript has 17 exons. Gene Ontology annotation, cellular component: DNA replication factor A complex; nucleus. NCBI's taxonomy places the organism in Eukaryota, Metazoa, Chordata, Actinopteri, Characiformes, Serrasalmidae. The record is from RefSeq and is a predicted model, not a curated record. Gene Ontology annotation, biological process: meiotic cell cycle; telomere maintenance via telomerase; DNA replication. The coding region runs from base 122 to 1930 and encodes 602 amino acids.